Molecule: messenger RNA, 3423 nt
Organism: Schizosaccharomyces octosporus yFS286
Lineage: Eukaryota; Fungi; Ascomycota; Schizosaccharomycetes; Schizosaccharomycetales; Schizosaccharomycetaceae
Product: Smc5-6 complex SMC subunit Smc6
Exons: 2
Coding region: 1-3423 (1140 amino acids)
Biological process (GO): double-strand break repair via homologous recombination
Cellular component (GO): Smc5-Smc6 complex; nucleus; site of double-strand break
Molecular function (GO): single-stranded DNA binding; damaged DNA binding
Source: RefSeq, a predicted model, not a curated record
AUGAGUUCAGAGCAGGAAAGUGAUUCUCUAUAUUUGGGGAAUGAAAUAGAAACUGAAUUUGAAGGCAACACUCAAGGAACACGCCGUUCUUCUCCCGAAUCUUUUAAUGCAAAAGAUACAAAAAGAAGACGGGUUGAAUAUGAACAGGAUUCUUCCUUAAAGACGAGAGCGGUUCAAAGGUCUGUUUCUACCAAUUUAUCUAGGAAUAAUACUGCGGAUUCAACUGGUGAAGAUACUGUCCAAAAUGCUAUUCAGUCGAAUCCUCAGUUUGAAAACCGUGUUGGAGUUAUUGAAUGCAUUCACCUUAUUAAUUUUAUGUGUCAUGAUUCGUUGCGUAUAAGUUUUGGCUCAAGGAUCAACUUCGUUAUUGGUCACAAUGGAAGUGGUAAAAGCGCGAUUCUAACUGGACUUACUGUUUGUCUAGGGGCAAAAGCCUCUAGCACCAAUCGUGCUCCAAACAUGAAGAGUCUGAUCAAGCAAGGUAAAAGCUUCGCAAGGAUAUUAGUCACUAUUAGCAAUAGAGGGUUUGAGGCAUAUCAAAGGGAUGUCUAUGGUGAUUCUAUUACCAUUGAACGUACUAUUCGACGGGAAGGCUCUACUGAAUAUAAGCUUCGGAGUCAAGAUGAUACAGUGAUUUCUACGAAACGGGAGGAGUUGGAUAGUAUAUGUGAUCACAUGGGACUUCAAAUAGACAAUCCUAUGAACAUUCUAACACAAGAUACGGCGCGACAAUUCUUAGGAAACUCUAGCCCAAAAGAAAAGUACCAACUCUUUAUGAAAGGAAUCCAACUCAAACAAUUAGAGGAUAAUUAUUCUUUGAUUGAGCAAAGCUUGUAUCAAACUAAAAAUGCUUUGGAUGGGAAAAAGUCUGGUCUUCUUCAAUUAGCUAAGAAAGAGGAAGAUUGUAAAACCAAAUGGGACCAAUCCCGCGAAACAGAAAACCUUCAUAAUAUAUUAGAAAAGAAGAAAGAAGAAAUGGCUUGGGCAUUAGUUGUUGAAGUUGAAAAGGAACUUCUGGGUACCGAAGAAGAAGUACGCGUUGCGGAAACCCGUGUUAACCAGUGUCACGAAGAGAGGAAUUCGUACAUUAAAAAAUUUGGUGAAUUUGACGAAAGGAUUGUAUUGAAGAAUCAGGCUAUGGAAAUUCUUAAAGCGUCUAUCACGGAAACCAAAGCAAGGUUCGAAAAUGUGAUUAAAACUUUUGAGGCACACCGUUCGGAAGUGAACGACGUAGACAUACAAAAAAGAGAUAUUCAAAACAGUAUAAAUGCUGCAAAAAACUGUCUUCAGAUUUACAAAGAUCAACUUGCUAGUGAACGUGAACGCCAAAAUAAUGAUGAUGUCUCCGAUCACCAACGAAGACUCGAUGAGAUUUCUACUUUACAAAGACAAAUUGCUAAUUUGAGUGAACAGGCAGUUGAAUUGGAAUCCAAAAGGAAUGAACUACAUACGACUGUUCUUGAAAAAGAAGGUAACCUAUCGUCUUUUCUUGAUAAAAAGGAUACUUUAGCUAAACAGGUGACCAAUCAAGCCGAAAAGAUUCGCGUCAUGGAAGAAGUUCAGAAAGACAAGUUGACAGCGUUUGGUAAAAAUAUACCAUAUCUGCUACGAUUAAUAACACGAGAGACUCGAUUUCAGCAUCCUCCCAAGGGACCAAUGGGUCAAUAUAUGACGGUAAAAGAAGAAAAAUGGCAUCUCACUAUAGAGAGAAUAUUGGGAAAUGUAAUUAAUGGUUUUAUUGUGCGGACUCAUCAAGACCAACUUGUUUUAAAAGAAUUAAUGCGUCGUGCUAAUUGUAAUGCUACUGUCGUCGUAGGCCGUUAUGACCCUUUUGAUUAUUCUUCUGGGGAACCCGUCACUCCCUACUCCACUGUCCUUCAGGCCAUUCACUUUGAAGAUGAUGAAGUAUUACAUACAUUGAUCAACCACCUAGGAAUCGAAAAGAUGCUCUUAAUUGAAGAUAGGAAAGAAGCCGAAGCAUACAUGAAACGUGGUGUCAUCAAUGUAACUCAAUGUUAUGCGCUGGAUCCAAGAAGCAAAGGUUUUGGAUUCCGUAUAGUAAGCAACCAAAGAUCGUCAGGUAUAUCCAAAGUUACGCCAUGGAAUCGUCCACCAAGAAUUGGAGGAUCCAGUUCUAUGGACGCUAGGCUAGAAAAAAAUCAGCUAGAGAACCUUAAGCAACUCUACGAUAAUGCUAAUAAUGAUCUUCUUGCUGCAAAGCAAGAACUGGGAAGGCAUAAAAGGGAAGAGCAAAUAGUCAUCGAGAAAAUUGAAGCAAUUAAAAGAGAGAUUUUGGAUACGCGGAGACAGGUUAAUGCCUUGGAGUCAGUGGAAACCUCGGUGCUGGACACUGAGAAAAUACAAAGUCUUGAAAGAAAAAUUUCAGAGACGGAAAAAGAAUUAGAAAGUUAUGUCGGUCAGCUUCAGGAUGCUAAAGACGAGGAACGAAGGAUAAGGGAGGAGCAAUUACCUGUUAUAGAUGAAAUUGAAAUGUUUAAGGAAAAAAUUCAAGGUGAAAAUCAAAAGUUGGCAAUACAGCAAGCCGAAAUUGAUCAAAUAAGAGACGAAAAAACAAGACUGGAAAUGGCCCAAGAGGAAUACAUAAAUAAGUCCGAACAUUUGCUAAACGAAAUGCGAGAAAAAGAGGCAAAACGGAUACGCUGUUCCCAAGUAGUAGCUGAGUAUACCGCGAAAGCUGCCACUCGAUGCGAACGGGUUCCGGUGACACAUACGCCUGUGGAGCUGGAUAAUGAAAUUGAACGAUUACAGCUUCAAAUUACUGAAUGGCGAAACCGGACUGGUAUAUCUGUAGAGCAAGCGGCUGAAGAUUAUUUGAAAGCAAAAGAAGAACAUGAUCGUUCCAAGUUCCUCGUAUCAAAACUGCAAUUACUAUUGGAAACGCUGGAAGAGACACUGAGGAAGAGAAAUGAAAUGUGGGCUAAAUUUAGAAAGCUAAUUACUCUUCGUACUAAAGAACUGUUUGAGCUUUACUUGAGUCAAAGAAACUUUACAGGGAAGUUGGUUAUUCGACACCAAGAUGAAUUUCUAGAGCCGAGGGUAUAUCCCGCCAACAGGAAUUUGUCGGUAUCUAGAGACCGUCAAACAUUGUCUCAAGUUAGUGUCCAAGGUUUAUCAGGUGGAGAGAAAUCAUUUGCUACUAUUUGCAUGUUAUUAUCUAUAUGGGAAGCAAUGAGUUGUCCACUCAGAUGCUUGGAUGAAUUUGAUGUUUUCAUGGAUGCUGUUAAUAGGCUUGUGAGUAUCCGUAUGAUGGUCGACUCAGCAAAAGACUCCUCUGAAAAGCAAUUCAUAUUCAUUACCCCACAAGACAUGGGUCAAAUUGCUUUUGAUGAUGAUGUUGUAGUCUUUCGUUUAAGUGACCCUGUUAAGUCUUCAAGUGCUCUACCUGCCUCUACAGCUCCAUGA